This is a messenger RNA of Alexandromys fortis (reed vole), 2930 nucleotides long. It is a transcript of the gene Slc17a1, whose product is annotated as solute carrier family 17 member 1. The record is from RefSeq and is a predicted model, not a curated record. The transcript is spliced from 13 exons. Gene Ontology annotation, cellular component: plasma membrane. Bases 115 to 1590 code for a protein of 491 amino acids. Lineage: Eukaryota; Metazoa; Chordata; Mammalia; Rodentia; Cricetidae. Gene Ontology annotation, biological process: phosphate ion transmembrane transport; monoatomic anion transport.
CCUGGGUAGGUUGGAGACUAUGGGAUCUGUUUAUUAAAUCCUGAAAUUGCUGAUUAAUUCCCAGAAAGUUCUAGUCCAGUGGAUGAUCUCAAGACUCAUGCUUCUCCUUGGAAGAUGCAAGUGCAUGGAGACCAAACCCACAAACAAGAAGAGAAGCAUCAAAUGGAGAACCAGUGUCUUGCCAAGAAAGUUCCAGGGUUCUGCUCCUUUCGCUAUGGGUUGGCUGUCGUUUUGCACUUCUGUAACAUUGUCAUCAUGGCUCAGCGAGUGUGCCUGAACCUCACCAUGGUCGCCAUGGUGAACAGAACAGAGCCACCCCAUUUACCCAAUGGAUCUGCCGUGGAGAGACUGGAUGAUGGAAAGAACCCUGUGUAUUCCUGGAGUCUUGAUAUUCAAGGGCUUAUCCUCAGUUCUGUCUUGUUUGGUAUGGUCGUGGUUCAGAUUCCUGUUGGGUACCUAUCUGGACUAUAUCCAAUGAAGAGAAUACUUGGGUUUUCAAUGCUCCUCAGCUCUGUGCUAUCCAUGCUUAUCCCACCAGCAGCCCAAGCUGGAGCAGCUUUGGUCAUUGUGUGUCGAGUACUCCAGGGAGUAGCCCAGGGGAUAGUGUCAACAGGCCAACAUGAAAUAUGGGUCAAAUGGGCACCUCCCUUGGAACGAGGCCGGCUUACCUCCAUGACUUUAUCAGGAUUUGUAAUGGGACCAUUUAUUGUCCUUCUUGUGAGUGGAUUCAUCUGUGAUCUUCUAGGUUGGCCCAUGGUUUUCUACAUUUUCGGUAUUUUUGGCUGUAUCCUGAGUCUUUGCUGGUUCCUUCUGUUCUAUGAUGACCCCAAGGACCACCCGUAUAUGAGCAGCAGGGAGAAGGCCUACAUCACAUCCUCUCUUCCCCAGCAGGUCAGCUCGCGCAGACAAUCUCUGCCAAUCAAAGCUAUGCUUAAGUCUCUUCCGCUCUGGGCUAUUAUCAUCAAUACCUUUGCUUUCAUAUGGUCCAACAGCCUCCUGGUUACAUACACUCCAACAUUUAUCAACACUGUGCUUCAUGUCAACAUCAGAGAGGUGCACUCAGGAUUCCUGUUUGCUCCUCAGAACGGGCUGCUGUCCAGUCUCUCCUAUCUGCUUGCUUACAUCUGUGGCAUCGUAGCAGGUCAGCUGGCAGACUUCCUCCUGUCCCGGAAGAUUUUCAGCGUAGCUAAUGUGCGGAAACUCUUCUCUACGCUAGGGAUUCUCUCUCCUGUGAUCUUCAUCAUGUGCCUGCUCUACCUGAGCUCCAGCUUCUACAGCACCAUCAUCUUCCUGACACUCGCCAACUCGACACUCAGUUUUUCCUUCUGUGGACAGCACAUCAAUGCCUUGGAUAUUGCUCCCAGCUAUUAUGGAUUUAUUAAAGCAGUUUCAGCUCUAAUUGGAAUGAUUGGAGGCCUAAUUUCUUCAGCUGUAGCUGGCUUGAUCCUUAACCAGGAUCCAGAAAACGCAUGGCAUAAAAUCUUCUUCUUGAUGUCAGGCAUUAAUGUGACGUGCAUAACUUUCUACAAUGUGUUUGCUAAAGGAGAAAUUCAGGACUGGGCUAAAGAAACAAAAAACACACGACUGUGAAGCAAGCCUUUGCAAAUGCUGUGGAUCUUCCUCGAGGGUCUUUCCUAGAACAUUCGUUCCAUCAGCCUCCUACAUCAGGUGAUCUUCAAACACCAGCUCAACGGAUGCUGUGUAAUGGUGGUGGCCACCACUCACUCUUAAAUAAGUGCAUGGCACUUACAUAUUCUAGUAAGAUGUGCCCCUCUUUCUUACAUAGUCCACAGCUGUCACUGCACACUCGCUUGUGAUACUGUCAUUAAAGCCAUCUAUCCCCCUGUGGUAGUGAGUGAUUUCAAGCUGUGCCUGACUGUGAUGCCUGUCAUGUCUCCAUACACACUAAUGUGUUCAUUAACAUUCAUUUAGUGUUCAAAUGUUUAUGUUCUCUUUUGUAGUCCAUGUGGAUUCUUAGCGCAAAGAAACACCAUACAACACCAUACACGCUCUCUAAACAUUAGAAAUGAGCCGGAGAAAGCAUGGGUCUUACCAACAUUUUUAGAAGGCAUUUUACACUGAAUGAGACCCAUUGAACAGUGGCUGGAACCACAAGAAUCAGAGAAGCAGGCAAGGAGCAGUCACUGUAGACUGAUGCUACCAAGCAGUACAUGAGGAGAUCAGAGUCACACAAGCCUGUGUCUACUCCCUAAGACUAAGACAUAAGAGAUUUGCACAGAUCCACAUCCCAAUGAAAGGUCCAGGUCAGAGUGGUCAAAAAGAAGGAAUCUGUAGAAGAGUUGAUCCAGAGAGUGCCUGAGUGGUGUUUAUGUUCUAGAAGUAGUUUGGAUCCAAAGCCAAGAUCCACAGACAGGAAACUGUCUAGAAUGGUCGAAUUCUACUACCCCUCUUGUAUUAGUUGAAGAAAGUUGAUUAAUUUUUACACAAUAGAUUCACUCUUCCUUGUUCUUUAUUUUGAUUUUCUUAGACACUCUGCACACACCAAGACUCACAAUGGCUCUUUAACCCUCUCACUUAACAUGAGAGCCACUGUCCACUUUGGCCUCCUGCCCCUGUAGAUGUUCUGUUGUCCAGGUUAUCAAGUCUCUAUUGCUGGCAGCUUACAGAGUUCAUGGUACCACUCUUCCAUGGUUUCAACUCAUCACUCCUGUACUUCUGAUUUCCUCUUCAGUUUUGGUGCAAAAGUAUAGAAGUUUCAUAGAAAAUUGGACACAUCUGUGCUUCCAGGAUCAUACAGUUACAGUUAUAAACAACCAACCAUUCCCUUCCCUUGCGAGACCUCUAAUUGUGGGGGGACAUGCCUUUAGUAUCAUCUAGCCAGGAUCUCUGAGAUGACCCUGAAACAAAGCCCUUUUGGUUAGAUGUCUUUAGCAGCCAAGUAGGUACAAAAGCAGGUCUUUGAAGGGAAG